Doryrhamphus excisus (bluestripe pipefish) is the source of this 6344-nucleotide messenger RNA. RefSeq names its product NAC alpha domain containing (gene nacad). The record is from RefSeq and is a predicted model, not a curated record. NCBI's taxonomy places the organism in Eukaryota, Metazoa, Chordata, Actinopteri, Syngnathiformes, Syngnathidae. Gene Ontology annotation, cellular component: nascent polypeptide-associated complex.
AAUGCCGCACCACAGCAUCCUACUUUUCCACUCAUCCACAAACACACCACAACACGUGCUGCAGGGAAGAUGAUGCCAGUGCUGGGUCGCCCCUCCCUCGCCCACUUCGCUCUCCAUCAACCCUCCCUCUAUUCCCCUCUCUCUCUCUCUCUCUCUCUCUUUCUUGUUCACCUUGUCUGUUCUGGCUUUUAUUGUUGCGUCAGAGCCAGAGCCAGAAGAGAAGCAUGCCGGGGGAGAGCGCUCAUAGAUCUGUCCCCGCCAACAAGCAUCCAGGGCAGGGAGAGGAGGAGCCGGGGCUCCCUGGACCAGGCAAAAGCAGACGUCAGUCCACAGACUCCACGCCCAGUGACAGUGGCUCCUCCCCUUGUGACACAAGCUCGAGCCCUUCUCCAAGUACUCCUCAGAAGCUGCUCCCAUCGUACACGUCCCCAUUCGGACCAAGGCUAUUUCACACGACACCUAAUUCCUCUGCUACUCCAAGACCUCAACCUGAAGGAUCUGACCAUCGGCACAACCCGCUGAGGCUGUCCGGGAAGUUAGGCGGCCAUGGACCUUGUGGCCGCCUUGUCCCCGUUAAGAUGGAGAGAAUUAAAGUACUGACUGGUUCUGAGGUGGAGAGCGACUACCCGGAGGAACAGACCAUUGACACAAGGGUGGUGAUGGGCCAAGAGACGCUCCUAAAACCGUCAGAGAUCCUGAAAGGGAUUCGCUAUCCCAGGCAGUGCGUCCAGAAUAUCUCGUCAUCUAGCUUUUCAGAGCCUCAGACAAAAGUAAACAAACUGGAAACCAACAAAGAAGAACACAAAACCCCAAACCUGGACAAACAAGAUGAGCAAACAGAACCGGUAAAUCCUACGACCCCAUCAAUUCCCGCUAUUAACCGUCCCGCAGCACCCACUUCCUCUUCCUGUGUUGACGAUAACGUCACAGAAAAGGAAGAGGGUCCACGUCUCUCGAAUGUUGAAGUGCCUUCCCUGUCCGACCAGGCCUGCCCGGUGGCUCUGUCCUUCUCCGAGCCAGUUUACUCUGUGGACCCACUCAGAGUGGGUAUGCCGUCGUCCCUCGACCCCGACUUGUACUAUACCGCCCCCUCCACCCCGAUUAAGGCGAUGUCACGCUCCUCGCACCUUAAACAUCAUUCAUAUCCCGGCUCUCCCGCUUGCUCCCCGUCGCCUGGCUUACCCUCAGACAGCGACGACCUCUGCUCCCCUAUGACCUCCCCCUCUGGGUCGUAUAUGACAGCAGAGGGAGGAAGCUGGGCCUCCUCUUAUGCCUCCUCCACCUCCCCCUCCACGUCUCCCAACCUGUUGACUACGGAAGACGCACAGGAGGCUCGGGCUUGCUUUGUGGGCUCCUUGUCCGAGAUCGGAGACGAAGGUCCGGAGCGGGAUGAGGAGAGGCCAUGUGACUUAGCUGUUCAACAUUCCGACAGCGUAAUGAAUCAACGAUUGGGAAUAACAGGAACAGCGAUACCAGAAGAGGAAGAAACUCAAAAGGAAGACGAGCCCACGAUUUGCAGAGAAAGUCAUCGUCCUUGCUGGGUGACUGAACAUACGCCUCCCCCGAGGAGGAGCAGCAGCAGCCACACCAGUGACUCCCAAGAUGACGGCGGGGAGUCUGAGGGCUCCCUGUGUCCUCUAGAGGAGGCCAGGGCAGCAAAUGAGGAACAUUCAAGAAUAAAACCCGCCGGCCUUAAACUGCAACUGGACCCGUGCGUAUCAGACAAAGAUUAUGAAAAGACGGCAGAUCGGCAAGAGAAAGAAAAAUCCGUAGCCGUGACUCCCGAUACGGACAACAUGGCCUCAUCCAACCCUAGUCCUGACUCGCCUGUGGUCCACGUGGAUUCUUUGUAUCCUGGGGCGUUUGGCAGACUCGGCGCCAGCUCUUUCAUGCUCUCUCAGGCAUCCUGUGCUGAGGAUAUUCCCGAGGAAGAAAGAAUGAUCCCGGUUUCUCUUAUCCCAUUUCCUCCUCACACAAGCCUCAUUUUUAAAGCUGAUUCCUUUGAAAUAACGCUCUUUCCCACAGAGGAUGAAAAUGAAAUAGUGACAGACAGAAAUGAAGGCAAGAACUUUGAUGCGUACGCAGCAGGAGAGGAGGAAGCAGACGUGGAAGACGACGACGAAGAGGAUGACAAUGACUACGACGAUGACGAUGAUGACGACAUCAAUGGCAAUGAAACCGCCGACGGUGGUGACGAUAAUGAAGAUACCGACGACAGUCCGGAGUCAAGUGUGGAAGCCAAAGUGGAGGUGAAAGUGGUUGAAGAAGAAGAAGAAGAGGAGGAGGAAGAUGACGAAGAUGGUCGCUACGUCAGUAAGACUGCGGCGGGUGCUACAGAUGAGGACAGCUCAGGGUCCUUGCUUCAUACGCUCUCGGACACGUCCAUAAACGAGGGACUGGACGACUUCUUCUGUUUCCAAGACGAUACGGAUGACUCAUUGGAUUCAGCCUCGUAUAACGGCGAGGAAGACGAACGCCUCUACAGUACCGAGCGGCAUGCGCAAGCGCUGGAGUCGUCACCUUUGGAUUCGCUGGAAUCCACAGAAAGAUCAGAAUCAGAACAAGGAUAUGCCGUCGGAGUGGGUCAAACGGAAUCACCGCCCACACCGCCGAGUGCAGAUAAGUCCGCGGAUAACCCUGAAACCGAUUCUGGAAAUGUCUCCGCCCAGGAGCCCGGAUCCCUACAAACUCUAGGAUCUGACAAUCUUGUGGACGGAACAAAACCUGUACAAAUGGACGGCAGCUUAAAACCACUUCCUUUGUCCCCUGGUAACAAAACGGAGGAUGCGACUGAGACGGGAGGACAUUGUAGUUCUCUUGAGGAACCCAAACACAACUCCCCUGACCCCAAUACUCAAGUCGACUCUUCCUGUUCUGUUGGAAAAAACCAGAGUAGUACAAUACAGGGAUCAGAACAUGGGGAUGAUAGGGAGCAGCGCAACAACGGUCCAGAAGAAGAUCCCACAUCUGAACCAGAAAGAGAUUCCUAUAAAUUGCUGAUUAAGCAUCGCCAUUAUCAGACAGGAAGUCAUGGAGCUGCAGGAGUUAGUCGACUAAUUUCAUCCCAGUGCUCCUUUAAUAGACUCGACAAGCCUGAGAGAGAAGACCAGGAGAAAAAGAAGAAUGGGAAUGCCUCUGUAGGAAUAAGAAGCACGGAGUGUAGAUCCGCAGAUCUGGGUUUCUCAGAUUUGGGUCCAGCCACCAAUGAUUUAAACAAAGGUGUGCUUCCUCUGUCUUAUCCUAAAGACCUGGGUACGAACCCCAGCAAUAUCCCCAUUUCUGCAUCUCCGGAGGUAAUUUUUGGACUUGCAGACAACCUGGUCUUGACUCCUGAACAUUGCCCCGGUGACUCCGGCCAGGAGAACCUGAGUACAGAUGAGAGGGUUCUUGGAGCAGCUGGAUCCCCUCACUCUCCUCUGGCAAUCUCACCCAAAAGAGAAAACUCGGAAACAGAUACAAGGAGGGAAAUUGGUCCCGUCACGGAGAUGACUGAAUUACACUUGGGAUCCGUGUCUGAAUUUGGAGUAUGGGGAGCAGGGGAGUCGCUUUCCUUGUCACUGGGGAAAAAGUACGACUUAGAAGCAGAGAGUCUUCUCGUGUGUGACGCACAAGGCCAAAGCACCCAGACUCCGGUGAUCCCUAACAAUGAAACCUACCAAAGAUUUGCUCUUUCUUAUGUUCGGGAGAGAAAAGAUAACAACAAAGAUGGAAAGAGACAUCGGGUAGAAGAUAAGGAACAAACAGGAGAAGAGACUUCCGAGUCCAAUUUGGUUUGUUGGAAGUCAACUGAGGAGAUCUCACAGGUAGAGCGGAGAGUCCCCGAUGAUGACACCAGCAACCGGGACGACGACGGGAAUAACACACAGAUGCAAGUAACGAGGACGGAUUCAAACAAUAAUAACGACGCUACAUUUGACUCAAUGGAAGUAGAAAUGUGCGAAGGACUGAAUGCUCUAUCGGAAGAUGUGAGAUCCCACUUUGACAGUGUGAAAGUCAGAGAAUCCGUUUCGAAUAUUCCACUUGAAGAAGUGCCACGGCGGGUUUAUGUAGAACAAGAAGCAGCAGGCGGUUCCGGAACCCAAACAUUUUCCACAAAUGGCCGACGUAGCUUGCCAUUAGAUAACACUAGCGUGGACGUAUUGCCAGUCAAUGAACAUCUCAACAGAGCAACAAAGUCAAGAUGUCAAACAGGUCCAGAGUGUCAGACGGUGAGCGCAGAGAGUAAUCUAGUACCUUCUUUACUACAUGGAACCUUUGCUUUCUUCAGUCCGAGAUCCAUUAAAAGUGCAAAGACGUGUUUGCAGUCGGAAUCAGACAUGGCAGCGGAGCCUCAAAGAAUAAGGGAUUGCGGUACUGAUAGACUUGUUGACGAGCCAAAUAAUAAAGAUGCCUUUAAAGACUCUAACUCAGGGAUGGAUGAAGAAAUAAAUACAAAGACAACAAAAGAGGCAUGCCCAGAAGAUAAAAACAAAAUAGAAAUACACCCCUCGCCCUUGGAUAAUUUUGCACACGACACUGCUAAGAAUGCAAUUUGCACAGACAAAACGGGUUCUACUAAGAAAGGGCGAAGACGGAAACAACACAAAGCGUUGAAGGUGGGCAUGCAUUCGGAUUCCAGUCCGGAAACUCCCGAUGAUGACAAGAAAAUUCCCGUUUCCAAAGAAACUCCAGCAGUGGCGAUUGGGAACACUUCAAAAACAAAAACCAACAAAGUAUUCUCAACCGAAAAUGAAGUCGACCAAAAGAUCAGAAAAGAUCAGAAACGCAACUCCAAGAAAUGUAUCCGAGAGAACCAUCAUGGCGUGGUAGAAACAGACCAAAAAUUGCAUCAGCUGGGCGACAGACAGGAAGUGCUUGAUAACAGACCCCUGUCUAACAACGCAAGAGGAAUCAGAGUGGACAUUAACGACAACAACAUUAUCGACGAUGAUCACAGCCCAUCAACGCAGGCUUUAUGCUCCUCGCCAUCUCCUGUUUCGUCCUCCUCACUUUUCCACGGAGCUUCGACAGAUCAUGAACUCACCACGCCUGUGCAAGAAUCACAACCUCUGCUAUCUUCGCUAGCUACAUCCCACACAACCUGUCCAUCUAGUCAGCAAGCCUCAUUCUGUCAAUCAUCUGGGAUGCAGAGUAGUCCAUCCGAGCCAACCCAGGAGUCAUCUUCCAUCCCUUCUUGCCAAAACCGAUCCUUCUCACAGACUCCCAAACAAACCAAGCAAGGUUGUCCAAAGGACAUAACCAAAGACUUCACCCUCGCAGAGACGGGAACGGACAGCAGCGAAGAGGAUUGUGGACUCCCCCGACAUAGUCGAGGGUCUGUUCUCAAAGGGAAAACCGGAAACCGACCGGAGACAACCAGUCCGUCUGAUCAAAAGGAAACUCAGCCUUUCUCUUCUCAUCAGCCAACCGACAAAGCGUCUGGCUGUUCAACCAACCACAGUCCAGGUUCCGUUGUGGCUUCCUGUAACGAGUCGGAGAGUGAAGGGUCAGUCCCUGAACUCGAGGAAGCCGAGCCGGUGAGACCUCUUCAACCUGAGCUUCUCUCCUCUGCAGACGAAGUCCUGAACAGACCAAAACAGAGCCGCAGUGAGAAGAAGGCCCGUAAGGCCAUGUCUAAACUGGGUCUAAAGCCAGUCCACGGUGUGACGAGAAUCACCAUAAGGAAGUCCAAGAGCAUCCUGUUUGUCAUCAGCCGACCUGACGUAUUUAAAAGCCCCGCGUCGGACAUUUAUAUUGUAUUUGGGGAAGCUAAGAUCGAGGAUCUUUCCCAACAGGCUCACAAAGCUGCUGCAGAGAAAUUCAAGGUGCCUGUGACCUCGACUCCCUUGGCGCCUCCUGUCCCACCCAGCCUCCGCAUCAAGGAGGAGAGUGAAGAAGAAGAAGAGGAGGUGGACGAGGGGGGUCUGGAGCAGAGGGAUAUCGAGCUGGUGAUGGCUCAGGCUAACGUGUCUCGAGCCAAGGCCGUGCGUGCGCUGAAACACAACAAGAACGACAUUGUGAACACCAUCAUGGAGCUGACUAUGUGAAUGGUGGGGAUUAUUCGAAUCUCCUCCUCGACCCCUAAAGCCUGAAGACCACGCUGUAUCGCUGCUACUGUAUGUCGCAUCUCCAAAAACCUGCUAAAUCUAAAUAAAGUCUGUUAGGAUGCCAAGCUGUGGCUAAUUGGAAUCAUUGCACAACAGUUAGCUAACUAAACGUACCAACAAUUUAUGCUUUAUCUCGCUAGCUUGGGUUUUGACACACCUUUACGACACAAUUAUACACGGUAACGUGUGAAUAAAACAAAAAAUAUAUAUAUUUAAGUCAUACAAAUACCUCAAGUUGAUUCGAAUUUAAGGGCGACG